This is a messenger RNA of Stomoxys calcitrans (stable fly), 5926 nucleotides long. RefSeq lists its product as uncharacterized. The record is from RefSeq and is a predicted model, not a curated record. Bases 174 to 5846 code for a protein of 1890 amino acids. The transcript has 15 exons. NCBI's taxonomy places the organism in Eukaryota, Metazoa, Arthropoda, Insecta, Diptera, Muscidae. Gene Ontology annotation, biological process: signal transduction.
AUAAAUAAUUUAGUCACGCAAUAAAAUAAGGUUUCACAAGCUGCUGCUGCAUCUCCUAUAAAUGAAUAGAAAAACAGUUACUUUAAAUUUAGUCAAAGAUAACUGUUCAGUUUGCAAAAUACUUUAGAGUUAUCAAUAAAAAAGUUCGUUCUAGUCUUGUCAAUGAAGUAGCAAUGAGUGUACUAAGGAUAUUUAUGUAUUUGAAUAUAUUGUUAAUAAUUUACUUGAAAAAUUGUGUUGCAUUUAAUGUGAAUUUUUAUUACAAUUACAAUUUGCAUGCGGAGCCUUUUAAUACAAAAAUCCAUAAGCGUGAGCUGCAAGAAUCUGCAGUGGGUAAAGGUUCCUUAACUUUUCUUGGAUUUAAAAGUGUGGGCACAGUACCGGUUUUGUUUCCCAUUGACAUUUGUGUUCUUCCCUUGGGAAAUGGAACGAAAUAUGCAGCGGCUUUGCACAUGGGAAAAAAUGGAGUAAAGCAUUUUGUUGUGCUUAAGCAUACGAAUGGUUCUUAUGAGGAAUUAUUUAACGUUCGGAAACCCCAUGCCACAGCAAUGGUUUGCACACAAUUCAAAAACAAAGGUUAUGUGUCAAUUGGGUCCAAGCUAACCGCACCUUUGACAACAAUCGAAGAUGCUUCAACUAUAUAUGAAGUCGCUGGCGAUCAAAUAAACCCUCACUAUCUUCCCUUUCCCAAUGUAGCAUCGCAAAGUUUUUAUGUAAAAGAUCAAGAAAUGUUUUUGUUUCAAAUUGUUACCAAUGAAGAUGGAAGGACAUGCCAUUAUUCGAAAUGGAACGGCAUGACAUUCAAUCUAGGGGGCAAUAUAGCUUGCAGUAAUCAUAUACGUCACAUGGAACCAUUUUCAAUAAAUGAUGAAGCUUAUGUGGCGCUAGCUAACUACAAGGAUGUCAACAAUCAAUUAGAAACAUAUUCAGAGAUUUUGAAAUAUUCCCAGAAAACGCAAAAGUUUGAAGUAUUUCAGCAUAUAAAAACUUAUGGAGCAGUCGAUGUGCAUUACUUUAUGGUGGCACAGGGAAAAAGCAGCAUAUCUAAACAUUUUCUGGUGUAUGGAAAUACCAAACGAGUUACUGCAAUGAAUAAUUCAGAUGUCAUGGUGUAUGUAUUCAACUCAAGCAUGCAACAAUUUAGUACUCAUCAAUCGCUAUCAUCCUUGUAUGGUAUUAGGAAAUUCUUAGCACUUCAGAAUUCCGAAGAUGGAACAUGUCUUCUGCUAGCUACUUGUGGGGAAGAAGAUAUAAAAGUUUUUAAUAUGGAAAAUCAAAAUUUCCAGGAAUCCCAGGUUUACUUUAAAGGACACAAUAUAAGACUUUAUAGAGAAUUUCAUAAACAUUUUGUGAUAGUUACUCACAAAGAUAUGAUGCCAAAUGAGGUCUCGAUUUAUAUGCCUGUCUUUAAACAAGACCAACGAAUGAUCAAAUUGAAACAGCAAAUUAUUGACUGGACCGAAAAAGAAUCCAAAAGAUUACAAAUGGGUAAUUUGGAAGAACUUAGUAUGCGGAUGGAGGAGAAACUUAAAGUUCUGGAGAACUCUGGCAUUAAACUCAAACGAGAUGUUGUAAACUCCAAUAUAAAUACCGUCACUACGCAAUCGCUAAUCUAUCCAAGAGCACAACUAUCAGAUGAGUAUUGGAAGGCGUUGUAUUUCAUAAAUCAAGCUAUUAACAUUCUUGAAGAUGAUCUCCAUCAAAAACAACGCUUAAAACGCCAAGUCAAUGGCACUGAUCAACAUGAAGAUUUGGAAUCCAAUAAUAUUGAUCACAUAAUUGAGACAUUAACUGUGAAGGAAACAAUAGAAGCCAAUAUGAUUAAUAACAUUAACACAGAAAAUCUAAAUUUUAAAGAAAUCCAUGCCAAAAAAAUUACCAUAACUGAUGACUAUGUAUCAGCUAAAGAUCAAAGAUCUUAUUCCCCUCCAUCUUUUGAUUAUUCACAAGAUAAUGAUAUGCUUUAUAUAAGAAAUCUUCAAAUAAGUGGCAAAUUAAACGAUUACACUUGGAGUGAGUUAUGGAACAACUCCUUAAAACGUAAUGCAGAAAUACAAUUUAUGAAAGCCCCCACAAAAAUACGAAACUUAGAAACUUCCCGCAUUGUUGUGAAUCAUAAUGAAAUUAAUAGUCAACACUUGGGUACUCUAAUACCCAUUGAUGGUGGAGAGUAUGUCAUUAAUCAAGAUAUACAAUUUGCCGCUCCAGUCAUAGCAAAGGAUGUGGAAAUUAAUGAACGUUUAAAUAAUGUUCAUGUGCUAAAGGGGAAACUUAAUGUACUCCUGAAAAGGGCUAAUGAAACUCAGGUUAUAGAGGGGCGCAAAAGUCUAAUCAAUGUAAAAGUUAUGGAACCUGUAGCAAUAGCGGGUCAAAUGUUGGGCAGACAAUUUGAUGCUAUAACCCCCAAUAAAGCUAUACAUCAACCAAUAAGUCUUGAGGGAGACUUUAUGAUAAAUGCUGAUGUUGAAAUUAAUGAAAAACUUAAAACCGCUGACAUUAUUGAUUUGAAAAAAAAGUUGUCCACAAAACAAACCUUGGAAAAAGGUGUACUCAUGAACGAACUCGUUAAGGAUAUGAAAUUCAAAUUCCUUCAUCCAAUUAAGGCCAACAACUCUAAGAUUAGUUUUGUUAAUCGAAAUGAUCUACAGAGACUCGUCAAACUUAACCAAGAUGACAUUCAAAUUGUUGAAGGAAUGAAAUUAUUCAAAAACACUUUGGAAAUCAGCAGAGGUUUUAGUGAAGUUAAGAAUUUAAAUGGAAUUGAUAUGGAGGAGUUAGAAAAGAGCUCAUUUUUAAAGAACACCAAUCAAACUAUCAAAAUUCCCAUGAAAAUUAAGGAGAUUCAAACAAAAAGUGUUAAUUGUUCCUCAAUUUUAGUAAAUAACCGAAAUAUAACAGAUUAUCUAACAAAGUCUUUAAACCAAACCUCUAAAGCCACCCUUGUUGUCGAUAACCUUAAAGUUAAAACCUUCCAAAUUGAAAAUCUCAAUACCAAUCAAAAAAUAUUCCAACAAACCAUACAAGAUAUUUAUAGGCAAAAGUCUCGGAAUGCUCCCACACAGCAAGAUGUGUUUAUGGAAAAUCAAAAAUUUCAUGGUUCGGUUUACGUUAAAAACCUAAUUCUGAAUUCAACCAUCAACAACAUAAAUGUUGAGGAAAUUGAAAGAAAUCUUUUGCAGUUAGAAGGAAACAUUAAGUAUGUGGGCAAUUUUAAAUUUAAUUAUCCCAUGAAUGUAACACAAUUGACAUUUUAUGGAAAAUUCAAUGAUAUACCAGCCACCGAAUUUGGUAGAUGUUGGUUGCAGAAAAACACCAAGAGACUGCAAGAAUUUAUUGGGCCUCAAACAUUGACCAAAGUCAAUGCCGAAAGUGGAAUUCAUUUUCAGGGUCUUAUAAACGGCUUUACCAUUAAUGAUUUUUAUAGCAAAACCUAUUGGACUAACCGGGAUGAAUAUCUAAAAAAUAUUAUAUUUGAAAAUCCCAUUGAAAUUGCUACCAGUUUAACUACACAAACGUUAAAUCAUCAUAUUGUUCCAGAAGAAUUUUUAAGUUACAGUGAUGCCUCGCAACAAAUAUUCCAGCCCCUAACCAUAGAAGGUGGUUUAAAAGUUGAAGGAGAUGGCUUGAAUAUAACAUUUAUUAAAAACAUUAAUGUGCCGGGCUUAAAAGUCUUUCUCCAAGGUGGCUAUCUCAAUGGCUUGAUUGUAGAAAAUGCUUACUUUGAGCAAGGCCCACCCUCAUAUAAGACACUGAAUUUCCAUAGCAUAGCCGCUACUUUGGAUAAUGUUUGGCUGGCCAAUGAAAAUGUUGUCUUGCCGCAGCAUGUCGAAGUCAACGAAGCCAAUUUUGAAGGUUUACUUGAUUUUGAGGGUCCCAUGAACAACUUGGAGUUGCAAUUUCUACAAGAAAACUACUUAAGUAAAACGAAAUCACAAAAUAUAUCUGCCACAAUGGUCUUUGCAGGAGGAGUUGCCUUUGCAGAUGACACAGAAGCAAUGAAUAUUAUACUAUUGGGGCCUAUUAUAGAAGAAACGAGUGAGGAAUCAUUUAAUUUUAUGAAUUUCGUUGAACACACAUUUAAAGUAAACGGGCAUCCCUAUUCCAUAUCUGGAAAUUGGUCAAUAUUGGAAGCUAUAGUUGAUGGAAGUCUCAAUCAAGCAUUAAUAAAUGAUAUGAAUUUGGUUGAUGAUAUAAUUCAUAAUGGAAAGAACAUUAACCCGUAUUUGAUUACUGCUCCGAAAAAAUUUAAAGAUAUUGCAAUUGGAAAUUUAAUCACGGAUGAUCCUUCCAGUACUCUUCAAGGUAUCACCGUAUCCAGUUGGAUUAAAGAUGCUGUUUAUUUAUAUGAAAAUUUUACCAUAUAUGGAACCACUAAGAUGUCAUCCUUAAAUAUUUUUAACAAUUUAAGUGUGCUGGGUACACUCAACAACAUUUCAUUCAAUGACAACUCAUUACUACUACAAGAUCGAGAACAAAAUAUACCUGGAAAUCUGCGCAUCAUAAGCAAAUUGAUUAGCGAAAAACGUUUUCUCACCAACAACAUAGAAAAUUUAUACACAGAUUCCGUAAACUCGGAACAUGUGCCACGAUUAAUGGAUAAUUUGAUAUUAUUUUCAAAUAAUGUGGAAAUACCGAAUUAUGUAAUUUUUAAGCAACCAUUAAAUGUAGAGAAAUAUCAAGGACCUGAAGGAUUACUUACACCACGAGCUCAACGGUUAAAAAGAGCCAUACAGCAGAGAUCACCUAUAGUCAGUAUUCAUACAAAUAAGAUGAAUUUAGAUGUCAUGCCUAACUUUAAAGUGGCCGAAGAUUAUUUGAAAAAUCUUACGAAAGAUUCAUUCUAUGCUUUGGAUCAUUUUGAAAUUCGACAAACUAUCGAUGUAAAUUCUACAGAUAUAAAUUCUUUUAAUAUGAGAACUCCCAGUGGAUUUGUGGAUAUCAUGGUCCUAGUGGAUAAUGUAACCAGAGAAACUACAUUUUACGAAUGGCAUCCUGGUAGAAGAGAGUUUGUUGUUAGUCAAGAAUAUGACUGGCUUCCGAAGAAUCCUGCCUUGUUAAAAGUCAUACAAAAAAUGUCUAAAGAUGAGAACACUUCCCUUGACAUCGAAUUAUUAAAAUACUUUAUAUCACAACUUACAAUGAAUGUUGCAACUACAAGCAACAUGGAACUGGUGUUUUGGAACGAAACAUGUUUAAUUGUUUACGCCACCUUAAUGGAUUCUCCAAAAUUCAAAAUAACUUGUAUGGACUUUAGCAAAAAAGCAUCCAAUUCUGAGAUUAUGGGCAGAGCAUCUUCGAAUAUACAACAGAUUUUGAGAUUGAAUUCAAAUGCAAUGGCCCUCAUUACAAACAAAUCCUUAGAGAUUUUUAAUUUUAUGUAUGGCAGCUUGAAACUAUCGCAGAAAUUUUCUUUGAAUAAUCCCAAAAACUUGAUGGCUUUGUCUAAUUUUGAAACAAACACGACGUUCCUGAUUCUUGCUACCAAGGCUGAGAGUUCAUCAUUAAAUCACGAUUCUAUUCAAGUUUAUAGGUCAUUUAAUGAUGGCUUCUUCGAACUAUGGCAUACUUUGCCCUGUUCGCAUCUGAAGAAAAUUAUAUAUUCAUCGUUGCCCCUAAGCAAAGAUAUACUUAUAUAUGCCCAAAUCGAUUUACCCAAGAACAAUUUUAAAGUUUAUCACUAUGAAGGUAUUGAAGGCUUCAAAGAAAUUCUAACCUACACAAUUUUACCCGCUCAAUCCAACGAGAAUAUGCAAAUGAUGGAUAUAAAAUCAUCCACCAAUUGCAUAAUUAGUAUUGUGGGCGAUGGAAAAUUGACGGUUGUUGAAAUUGUUUUGAAAAAAUUAUAAAAAGAAAUAAUUGUUAUAUGUAUUUAUAUUGUAUAUAAAUAACUAAAUUGAAUUUUUUUUGUUUGUAAAAAAAAAAGUAA